Molecule: messenger RNA, 314 nt
Organism: Funneliformis caledonium
Lineage: Eukaryota; Fungi; Glomeromycota; Glomeromycetes; Glomerales; Glomeraceae
Source: the annotation of a GenBank genome assembly
AAAAAAGAGCAGAAAUUGAGAAUGAUGAUGAGAACGGAUAUGAUGAAGGUGGAAUACCAUUGAGUGAUCCAGACGUUUGUGCUACCCUCAUGGAAAUCUACAUGGCCGAAGAAAUUAAAGAAAUCCUUAGGGAUGACACGACACGACAGAUUACCUAUGAAGAUUUAGAUAAAUUCACAUACCUUAAUGCCAUUAUUAAAGAAUCUCAACGAGUCAUUUCACUUGCUCCAUUUACAUUACGUAAAGUGAUCUUGGUGGAAAGAUCUGACCAUAAAAUUGUCAAGAACACUUACAGUCCUUUCGGAGGUCUAUAA